This is a messenger RNA of Acanthoscelides obtectus, 3322 nucleotides long. Lineage: Eukaryota; Metazoa; Arthropoda; Insecta; Coleoptera; Chrysomelidae. The record is from the annotation of a GenBank genome assembly.
AUUGUGUGCUCCAUGUCCCAUCUCUACUGAAACGUCAUUAGGUUAACCUCAAUAUUUGUGUACAAAAUGAUAAAAAUUAGUGAUAGUCAUUAUUUUUAGACUAUUGGACUACGUCGAUCCCUUUUAAUGCCUUAUACAAAUAAUUGUUGUAAAAACAAUGAGCAUUUACUCUGUGAUAGCUGCCAGUCAUAGUGGGAUACCGAAACUGUAUGUAAAGCACUUGAAAGUAGUUUUUGGUAAAAGAGGGCCCCUAAACCGGACGCUGCGAACGAUGACGCCGACAAAAAAGACGCCGCUUAACAUUAAAGACCCCGCUUAUGUAGUCGUAAAAGUGUCUGAAGAGGAAGCCCCACAAAGAACUUCUUGGUUUGCUAGGCUUUUUCGCAGGAACAAAUCGACUGGCACAGUGACCAGCAAAACAGAAGGUGUCGCUCCUGACACAUCUAGGCUUAAUCGUUCAGAAUUGAAAAGACUGUUUUCAUUAGCCAAACCAGAAAAAUGGAAACUAACAGGAGCUAUAGGUUUCCUCCUAGUUUCUAGCUCAGUUACUAUGUCAAUUCCUUUUAGUUUAGGAAAAGUAUUGGAUAUCAUCUACACAAAGAGCAAUGACCCUGUUGUGAGUGAUCCCAGACAAAACCUGAACAAAGUCUGCGGUAUAUUGCUGUGUAUAUUUAUAUUAGGAGCAGCUUGUAACUAUGGCAGAAUAUAUUUCAUGUCUACUGCUGGAUAUCGAAUGACUAAUGCUCUUAGAAGAAAGGUAUUUGGCGCUAUUCUGCGUCAGGAGCAAGGUUGGUUCGAUCGCCGCCCAACUGGAGAGCUCAUCAACAGACUAUCAGCGGAUACCCAACUUGUAGGCACUGCACUUUCCAUGAACAUUUCAGAUGGUUUAAGGUCUUUCGUCAUGGUUUGUGCUGGAACUGGAAUGAUGUUCUACAUGUCACCUGAACUUGCUCUGGUGGGCCUAGCAAUUGUACCCCCUUUGGCUGGGAUAGCAGUCGUUUACGGGCGUUUUGUACGAGGAAUUAGUAGGAAAUUGCAAGAUGCACUGGCGGAGUCCACAAAGGUAGCUGAAGAGCGGAUCGCCAACGUUAGAACAGUCAAGGCAUUCGCGCAGGAACCUAGGGAAAUUCAUACAUACCAACAGGUCAUUAAAGACGUCCUACAACUAGGAUACAAAGAAUCAAAAGCUAGAGCAUUUUUUUAUGCUCUAACAGGUUUCAGUGGACACGUGAUAAUAAUAUCUGUGCUAUAUUAUGGAGGGGUAAUGGUAUCUGCAAAUACAAUCACUGUAGGAAACCUAUCGUCUUUUUUGCUGUAUGCAGCUUAUAUAGGUAUAUCAGUUGGAGGGUUAUCUAGUUUCUAUUCUGAUCUGAACAAGGCAGUAGGAGCAGCGUCUCGCAUAUGGGAAAUCAUCGACCGUGACCCUACCAUCCCUAUUCAGGGAGGCCUUAUUCCUGUAGGAACCCCUGAAGGCAAAAUUGAGUACAACAAUAUUAAGUUUGCAUAUCCAUCUCGAGACGACGUACAGGUAUUAAAAGGUCUAAGUUUGAGCAUCUUGCCGGGUCGUACAGUAGCAGUGGUGGGUCCUUCUGGUAGUGGCAAAAGCACAUUAGGAGCCUUGUUAUUAAGACUUUACGAUCCCGAUGAGGGCGAUGUUCGAUUGGAUGACCAUGACGUGCGCCAGCUAGAUCCAGCGUGGCUCAAAAAGUUUAUUGGUACCGUAAGUCAAGAGCCUGUGUUAUUCUCAUGCUCCAUCAGAGAAAAUAUACUAUAUGGUGCAGAUGAUCCUGAUAAGGUGAUUGACGAGGAAUUUAUGAAGGUGUGCCAGGAAGCGAACGUGCUGGAAUUUGUCGAAAAGUUACCGCAGGGAUUUCACACAAUAGUCGGAGAGAGGUAAAACGAUAUCUUCACGUGUCAAUAAAUUUUUGUUAUAUUAAACGCGACGUUAUCAAAUUUUAACAUGGGUAUUUAGGGGUUUAACUAAGCAUGCUAGUGGUUUUCUUUGUCAGUGUCGUCAAGCGUUUUGAGAUACAACAUAUGUUCUCCUACUUGUAGACAAGUAAUUGCAACUGAACAAAAUUGCCAAAUAAUGAAAAUCGAUCAUCCUAGAUUUAUUCAUCGGGAGACGAGAAAAACAACAUAACUACAGAGUUUGAUUGAACCGUAUUUACAAAUACUAGAAUAUACUUCCUUAAUGGGGAUCAAAAUCUGCAAGUUCUGUUGUUAAGACCUCCGAUGGAUAAAGCUAGAGCGAUCUAUGAACAUUUUAGUCUAUUUCUGCGAAUUUCGGUUGAUUUUCAUAGCUACGAACUCUGAAGUUGCUUAUCAGGAUAGCGGAAAGUUUUACUCGUAUUAAACCCCCUUGAUCUUAUCCACAAAGAAACAUGUGGUGGUGACAGUCGAGCAACACAGAGCUGUUAUUUUUACUUCCUAUGAGGAUGACUAUAUAACUUUAACCAUGUAUUUAUGAAACUUAUAUUUUGAAACGUUUAGGGGUGUGAUGUUGAGUGGUGGACAAAAACAGCGAGUGGCCAUCGCACGUGCAUUGAUUAAAAACCCCAAGAUUUUACUGCUAGACGAGGCGACCAGCGCGUUGGAUGCCCAGUCAGAGAGAUUAGUACAGGAGGCACUGCAAAGGAUCAUGGAAGGCAGAACAGUACUUACUAUUGCUCAUAGACUUUCUACUGUGCAAAACGCGAACGAGAUAGCAGUAUUGAAAGACGGGCGGAUAGUGGAAAAGGGCACGUACAUAGAUCUGAUCAAUAAGGAAGACGGAGCAUUCAAAGAACUCAUCAAGCACCAGACAUUUACACCCAGCCUCGAUCAACAACGCCUCUCUUCAAAUAGUGAAGUACUCCUUAAUAGGUAGGCUCGAUCGUGGUUAGCUGAAACUGGCGAUUUUCCUUGCCUUAGCUAGAUGAACAUUGAAGACUGUCCUAAACAUCAUACUUAAAAUGUACUUAUAUAAGAGUGCGUUUAUUUUGUUGUAUUAAUGCAGGAGUAAUUCGCUAUUGGUUAUAACGUGUUUUAAGACUGUACGUAGCAUGGAAUUUGUAUAUUUUGAUAUUAUUUUAUGCAUUUCCAUUUCUCUUGUCUUAUUGGUGAUUUGUUUUCUCAUGAUGGAUUUACUAUUACUUGCACAAUAAGGAACCUGAAGGUACAUUAAGAUAUCUGAACUUAAUUUUCUCCAUUUAAAAGUACUUUAAGGUUAUGGACUAUAACUGUUAAUACCUAUUAUAAUUUGAAUGAUUUUAGACGAAUGAACUAUAUUGUUGUUUUAUAGUACCUAGUUAUUCAAAAAUAAACGUUUCAAAAAUUAAAA